Molecule: messenger RNA, 312 nt
Organism: Ilex paraguariensis (yerba mate)
Lineage: Eukaryota; Viridiplantae; Streptophyta; Magnoliopsida; Aquifoliales; Aquifoliaceae
Source: the annotation of a GenBank genome assembly
AUGGGACUGAGUAGGAAGAUUAAUGGGGUGUUAAGUGAAGAAAAUCUGGAGGCAAUGGUAGCUGUGUGUACCCAGAUGGCAAAGGAAAUCAAUAUCCCGCUCUUGGAGUUGGAAGGAGAUUCAAAAACAAUUAUUAAUCUGGGGAAUAUGGAGUAUUCUGAGAUUAGACAUUUUGUGGAUCAAAUCCUAGACUACUCAACUAGGCUACUAAGUUUAACGACCUCUUGGGCGCAUAGACAAGAAAACUUAGCUGCCCACUGCCUCGGUAGAUAUGUUAUCAAUUGCUCAGCUUUUUUGUAUUUGGAAGAAUGA